AUGGCUGGUGAGAACAUUGUGAAAGGAGAAAGAGAAUCUAUCAAAAACCUGAUUGAAAUAUUUGAUGGUUUAUUAGAGUAUCUUACAGAAGAAGUCAGUGAAUCUUCUUCUCAGAAUGGAGAUGAGGCGAAUGUGCUCUCCAAUAAUGAAAUUCAGAUUGCAUCUCAAGAGCAGCUGGAAAGCAAUGCUGGUCAAUUUAAGCAACCUUCAAUAUUCUCAUCAGGUGAAGGGUCCCAGUCAGAAUUUUUUGUUCCGUCUUGUGAUGUAGAUGGAUCAGAAUCUACUAGUGAAUUAAUUAGACUUGGAGAUACUGCUCAUUCAUUUUCCAGGAGAGAGGAAGAAUUCCAGUUGCCUAAAUUGUUACCAGCAGAAAAGGACAAAGGGGUGGAAGAAUCCGAAAACUCAAAGGCAUUUGCAACAUUACCUAGACAGUUCUCUGAAACUGAAAGGGCCAUUGUAAAGGAAAAGGAAGAUGGCUCAGUGGAGUCUGUUCAUACUACUAAGCCUCAAAAAGACAGUUUGAGUGCCAGUGCUACAAAACUUGGGGAGCCUAUACAGCAAGCUAUUCCUUUGCUGCCACCAUUUCAGCCUUCAGAAGCCAGACCUCGCUAUCCUGGAUGGAGAGAUUAUCAGAGUUCAGCCAGCCAGUCAGCAGCCUUGGCUAACAGUGAAGGAGUAAAAAUUCCUACUCUUGAAAAGUCACUUACACAAAAAUCUGAAGAUGUUUCUGAUAGUCUUCCUCCAUCAAGGAAACUCACUGUAGGCACAGUGCAAUCUCUACCAUCAACUAACAGUUAUCUGUCAUCUGCUGCUGCUGGGGGAGACAAGGUGCUCUCAAAUGAUGCUGAGGACAGCGUGACAAAGGUUCCUCCGGUAUAUGGGACUUCUGCAUCUGCUUCCUCAUUACAUCAAGAACUCUCCCUGUGUGCUGAACGAGUAGCACGAACUCCAAGACCUGACUCUAGAUAUCUGCCUAGAAACAAAAGCAGAUAUGAAAAUUCUACCACAGAUUCACCUGAAGAGUCUAUUUCCCUCAGAACAACAAAGGAAAAGCUAUCCAAGCAAGAGCUUCAUGAAGUGUCAGAAAAACUCUCUUGCAGGUUAAAUGAACUCGAUUUAAUGCUAAAGAGAGCUUUGGGUGGGCCCUCCAGAGAAGAAGAGCUGACAGAUGAAGACAACCUGUCUCAGCACAGUGACAGUGUCAUGGAUUAUCGACAAAGGAAACCUGAGCGAGACAUACUACAUCUGAGGUACCAAAGCAGGCCACGAUCCCUUUCUCCAUCCUCACCCUCAUCUCAGCAUCAACUCUUUUCUGAGUUGGAAGAUAAACUCUGCAGUAAUGGAACACGACACACAGGGAAAAUACACAGCCAGUUGCAAAAAGAGAGGGAUGAAAGAACAAAGAAACCAAAGGCAGUUGCUAAAGCUUAUGAAGAUGAACUAAGAACUUAUGAAACUAGGGAGAGGCUGAGGCUUUCAAAGCUUGGAGAAAUCACCAAGGAUAGGGAACAAGAAUACAAAGAAAACAUCUUUAAAGAACCUCCAAAAAUGCCUCAGCCAGUGAAAGUUUAUUCUAGAAAAACCACACCUCGGAAUCCCAGAUACAGCCAGUGGAUUCCAAAACGAGGGACUGUGAAGCCAAAGAAAGCAGCUCCAAUGAAAGUAAGAGAUGAUGACCUCCUAUUUCAGCUACUGGAAGAGUUUCCCCACCUGCAUAUUUCCCACCAUACUAUGAAUAAAAUGUGGCGGCAGCAGCUUGCACAUACUGAACAACUUAAGGCAGCUUCUGGCAGAACUAAACCAAAACUCCAAAAUGAAGUUCAACAAGCCCUGAAAAAGUAUGAGCUGCUUGUUGCAAUUAUUAAAAAAGAUCAAGACCACGGCAAGAGACUACAAGAAUUUAAGCAACGUAUCUGCCGACAGAAAUGGGCUCAGAAUAAAGUGAGAGAGAAACGCCAGCAAGUUGCUCGAGCCAGGAAAUAUUAUGAAGAUUACCGGGUUCAGUUGCGUGCCAAGAUGAUGCGGGCUAGGACACGGGAAGAAAGGAUAUUUAAAAACUUAUUUGAAGAAGGCUUAGAAAUUCAGAAGCAAAGACUGAAGGAUCUGAGAGCUUACGCUCAAGAGAAGCGUGCUGAGCAAAGGAGAGAGCAUCAAAAUGAGCUGGAGUCUAUGGAGAACUUUUACAAAGAUCAGAUGCUACAGAAAACAAAAAGAGAAUUAAGAUCAAGGAUGGAAAAGGAAAUACAGCAACUGCAAGCAGCAAUAAUGCAAAAUGAUGAUGACACCUUUUUUCAAGAACUAGAAGCAGACAGACUGAAGUCUAGACUUCAGAUGGCUUCCUUUCAGUACAGUAAAAGCCAUUUCUUGUAG
Athene cunicularia (burrowing owl) is the source of this 2370-nucleotide messenger RNA. RefSeq names its product centrosomal protein 95 (gene CEP95). Gene Ontology annotation, cellular component: spindle pole; centrosome. The transcript has 19 exons. The record is from RefSeq and is a predicted model, not a curated record. NCBI's taxonomy places the organism in Eukaryota, Metazoa, Chordata, Aves, Strigiformes, Strigidae. The coding region runs from base 1 to 2370 and encodes 789 amino acids.